Messenger RNA from Plectropomus leopardus (leopard coralgrouper), 477 nucleotides. Lineage: Eukaryota; Metazoa; Chordata; Actinopteri; Perciformes; Serranidae. The record is from RefSeq and is a predicted model, not a curated record.
GGUAAAGACCUUUUGUCUCAGAAGAUCCCGGUGUGGCAGCAGGUGUGUGCUGAGCCCAACAAGCUGCCGGACCGCGCCAUGUUCCUGGCCCAGCAGAUGAGCGGCGCGGCGGGCGCCAUGGUCCCUGGGGCCCAUCAUCCAGGCCUGCCCAUCUCCGAGCCCAUCCCCGGGGCCAAACCGCUGCCGGUGCCUCCGGAGCUGGCGGCCCUCAGAGCCAGCGGGGCCAUGGGUCAGCAGAGGCUGAUGGGAGGAGUGGAGGCGGGGCUGCCGGUGAUGAACGGCACCACCGGCGCUCACGGAGGCGAGGACUACCAGCAGUGGAUGGAGAGCAAGGUGGCCCAGGGCAAGGCGUCCCCGCAGCCGCCGCGGCACGGAGGGGAGGUCUACUCCAACACCCUGCCGGUCCGCAAGGUCGCCCCCGCCAAGAGCAAGACCACCCUGAGUAAGACCGCACGCCGUGGAGACGAGUGUCUUUAA